Molecule: messenger RNA, 258 nt
Organism: Cooperia oncophora
Lineage: Eukaryota; Metazoa; Nematoda; Chromadorea; Rhabditida; Trichostrongylidae
Source: the annotation of a GenBank genome assembly
AUGACAGUAGAUGGUCCCCCACCAAAAGAUGAAGAUACAGUUCGUCUGCCGAAAGCAGGAGGCCUCGCUGGACCUGGUCAGUCGAAGCCAGUGGGAAGGGGGAUGCCUGUAAUGCCGCCUGGCAUGCCACCGGUUCCUGCUGCUGGUCUCGCUGGAGCAGUCAGGGGUGUUGGUGGUCCGGCAAUGGGUAUGAUGCAGCCGGGUUACGGUGCGCCACCGCCCGGUAUGCCUCCUAUGCCACCGCGUCAGCAGUUCUAG